CCUUAAAAUUCUUUUUCCGCUAAGUUUCGUAAGCAUUGCCGUCUUUCCGAGGUUGUGUACCAAAUAAUUAAUAAAAAUCACGAAAAUGGCAUUCGGAGACUUAAAAUCUGAUAAAGGAGUGGCCGCCCUCGACGAUUUCUUAAAGGAUCACAGCUACAUUAGCGGAUAUCAACCUACUCAAGCGGACAUUCAGACAUUUCAAUCCCUCGGAAAAGCGCCCAACGCAAAAUACAGCCACGCUCUAAGAUGGUACAACCACAUCAACUCGUUCGCGCCUGCUGAACGAACCAGCUUCCCCGGCGGCGCUUGCCCCAUGAAGACGGCGGCACCCACCACCGCCCCCGGCAAGGCAGAGGAUGACGAUGAUGUCGAUCUAUUUGCAUCCGACGACGAGAACGAUGCAGAGGCGGAAAAGAUACGCGAGGAACGUCUGAAGGCUUACGCCGAUAAGAAAUCGAAGAAACCUGCACUCAUAGCCAAGUCUAGUAUAGUUCUUGAUGUCAAACCUUGGGACGACGAGACGGACAUGAAAGAGAUGGAGAAACGUGUCCGCACUAUCGAAAUGGACGGUUUGGUUUGGGGUGCUUCUAAGUUGGUGCCGGUCGGUUAUGGUAUCCACAAGUUGCAAAUAAUGAGCGUUGUUGAGGACGACAAGGUCUCCGUUGAUUUAAUGGUGGAAGAAAUUGAGAAAUUUGAGGAUUUCGUUCAAUCUGUCGAUAUUGCUGCGUUCAAUAAGAUUUAAAAGCUUUGUCACAUUAAAGAUUUUUUCAAAUUUU
Molecule: messenger RNA, 776 nt
Organism: Photinus pyralis (common eastern firefly)
Lineage: Eukaryota; Metazoa; Arthropoda; Insecta; Coleoptera; Lampyridae
Product: elongation factor 1-beta'-like
Exons: 2
Coding region: 86-742 (218 amino acids)
Biological process (GO): translational elongation
Cellular component (GO): eukaryotic translation elongation factor 1 complex; cytosol
Molecular function (GO): translation elongation factor activity; guanyl-nucleotide exchange factor activity
Source: RefSeq, a predicted model, not a curated record